Messenger RNA from Vigna unguiculata (cowpea), 907 nucleotides. Its product is annotated as acyl-CoA-binding domain protein. The record is from RefSeq and is a predicted model, not a curated record. NCBI's taxonomy places the organism in Eukaryota, Viridiplantae, Streptophyta, Magnoliopsida, Fabales, Fabaceae.
AUUAGCCCAAGCCCAAAUAAAAAAAAAAGUCAACUAAAUUCCAAAAUGCGAAAAAGAGUAAAAGAAGUUAGAUCGAUUUGAAGGCGAAGCAAGGUCCAAUGAAGGUGAUGAUAGUCAGUGGCAACGUUGGUUGUUUGAAAACCCCAACAACUUUGUUGGUAGAAGAAUGAGUGAGUGAAGAGGAUCAGAACAGAACACAGCACAGAAGAAUGAUGGGAGCGAAGAGAAGUUCGAUCUUAGCCACACUCGCUUUUCUAAUGUUAAUGGGCGUUGCAGUCUAUUUUAGACUCUGGGCCAUUCACUACAACCUUUCCGCUGAUGACACUCAAAUCAUAAGGCAGCAGUUUGAUAUUGCUAACAGGGAGGCAAUGGAUGAAUCUGCUGAGUGGAGACUGAGGUAUGAUGAGGAGGUAGAUAGGACAAAGAAGUGCUUGCAGGAGCUUCAACUGUUUCAGGAGUCCUCUCAGAAGGGGAAGAAUGCUUCUGAUAUUAACCAUAACUUUGCAGUACUGCAAAAGGAGAAUGCAGUAUUACUUGAAAGGUUGGAAACAUUGAAAAGAGAGCUUGAAGAGGAGAGGUUGAAGUGCAGUUCACGGUACAUGAAAUAAUCAUGAAAGCAUUGACUAGAUAUUUUGUCAUUUUGUCCUUAGUGUUCAACCAUGGAAGAAUAUUGACAGAUGGAUUUAUGAUCUCAACCUUACACAUACGGAUCAUUCACGGAAUAUGGAAAUACGUGAGUCACACUACUCAUUUCUUCUUAAUCUUUUUAAGGUUACAUUAUCAUGUGCACCUUUAUGGGCCAAUGUAUAGUUUCAUCUUUAAUUUCUUUUAAUUUCUUUGAAGAACAAAUGUUCCGUGUAUGUUUGUGGACCACUAUUUAAUUAAUCCGUCUGUCACUCUUUAUUUA